Gasterosteus aculeatus aculeatus (three-spined stickleback) is the source of this 1617-nucleotide messenger RNA. It is a transcript of the gene lhpp, whose product is annotated as phospholysine phosphohistidine inorganic pyrophosphate phosphatase. The record is from RefSeq and is a predicted model, not a curated record. Gene Ontology annotation, biological process: dephosphorylation. Gene Ontology annotation, cellular component: cytoplasm; cytosol. Lineage: Eukaryota; Metazoa; Chordata; Actinopteri; Perciformes; Gasterosteidae. Gene Ontology annotation, molecular function: phosphatase activity; inorganic diphosphate phosphatase activity.
ACGGCGAAAGAGUGACACGUUCGUUCAGCUCGUUCGGUUAAAAGACACUUCAUUGUUUGAGUUAUAUUUAUGAAAUCAUACCACUGCAUCUUUUAGGUAACUUAACUCCGACAGUGAGCGUCGCCCAUAGGCCCGUGUAUGUUAUUAUUAGUCAUACGAACCGCUAUAUUCAUUCACGGGAGCUGCCCGGCUCGCUCCACGCGCAUGCGCGUUUCGAGGCUGUCAUUGCGUCAUGGCUGACACGGACUGGCCGGGCUGUGCGAGGAGUUUGAAAGGUGUCAUACUGGACAUGUGCGGCGUUUUAUAUGACAGCGGGGAGGGCGACGGGGUCGCCAUUCCCGGUUCAAUUGAAGCGGUGAAAAGGCUCAAGGCAUCCGACCUGCAGCUGCGCUUCUGCACCAAUGAGACUCAGGCAGCCAGAGAGACGUUCGUCGCCAAGCUGCAGAGACUGGGCUUCGACAUCCUCGUGUCUGAGGUCUUCUCUCCCGCUCCUGCCGCCGCGGCUGUCCUCAAGGAGAGGGGCUUACGGCCCCACCUGCUCGUGUAUGAUGGACUUCUCCCAGAGUUCGACAGUGUUGACCAGAGCAACCCGAACUGCGUGGUGAUUGGAGACGCCGCUGAAAAGUUUACCUACCAGAACCUGAACGAGGCAUUCAGGGUCCUCACAGACCUGGAGAAGCCACUUCUGUUCUCUCUGGGCCAAGGGAGGUACUACAAAGAGACGGACGGUUUGAAACUAGACGUCGGAGCCUACAUGAAGGCUCUGGAGUAUGCGUGUGAUUUAAAGGCCGAAGUAGUUGGAAAGCCGUCCCCGACGUUCUUCCAGAGUGUUCUCAAUGACAUGGGACUUCAACCACAUGAGGCGCUGAUGAUUGGGGACGAUCUGGUGAAUGACGUGGGAGGGGCCCAACGCUGUGGAAUGAGAGGCGUUCAAGUCAGGACGGGCAAAUACCGGCCCGGCGACGAGACACACCCGGCGGUGACGGCCGACGCCACAGUGGACAGCCUGGCCCGGGCGGUGGACGCGCUCCUCCGUCAGAGGCAGCAGACGCCGUGACCCCGGGGCGAUCGCGGGCUCACGUCGGGGUAUUGUUUUCGCACAGCUCUACGAGGAAUGACCUCAGCGCGUGAGGGACGCAUAGUGUGUUUGUCAGUACAUGAUUGAUAGGAGACCUGUAGUUGACACCACCGGCCAUGUGACCACUCACAGGUAGGAAGAUGCAGCACUCACUGCUAGUGUUACACACCGAAGACCAGUUUGUUGUGUAACUGCAAAUGCACACUUGCAAGAUGCAGCAGUGUAGUUUGACAAGUGUUAUAUUAAUAAAGCUAUUUAUAUGUUAUCGCUGUUGUCGCCCUCAUAUUUGCCAAUUUGUCUGGAGGAGUAGUUUUUUUUUUAAAGGGGGUCUAAAGGGCACGUGGGAAAACGGGAAUUUAUCGGAGCAGCUUUUGUUUUACAAAAACGCAUCGCUGGGAAGGGGAAGUGCGCUGGUCUUGGAGAUGAUAAAUGCAGAACCUCAGGCAAGCGCAAUGAAUUACGACAGCGCUUGAGCUCAUGUUUCCUCCCUCUGUAAACAAAAAAGAAAUAAACACGCCGAGUGAAGAACGGCAAAUCUG